AGAAGCCUUUUGGUGGAUCCACCAGCGACGACCAAGGGGCCAGGACUCGACGGAUCUGACACAACUACUGAAUUUCAGGGGCAGAGACGAAUGAAAAUUCUAUGCUUGUCGUGAUGUUUUUGGGUUUGCGGAAUGUCUUGAGGCCGGUGAACGGAAUUACGAACACAUCAAAGCUCGGGUAACAUAUAGAAUUUAUUGCAGCAUAUGGACGGGCGGUACACAAAACGGUCAUGUGUUACGCGCGUAUUCAAAAGCGGUAGGAGACGGCACUUUUGUACUCCAAAGCAUGAAACCUUGUUCGCCAACCAUUUUUCCUCCAGGCACAACCUCGACUACUUGCACAACCACCUGCAUGCCCAUUGCUGCUCUGAGGUAUUCAAUUUCCCCGAUGGGCCAUGUGAGACUCUUGUCGGUACCAGGUGCAGUCGCCGGCUGCGUCAAACGACCACCGAAUUGAACACAAAGCGCGUGCUCCGUACGGUCCGUGGAAUCCAGAAUAGAACAAAUGCGAUCGUGAUUGAACCUUCAUGUAUUGCACGGACAUCAUCACUUCUCGUCUCGGCUGCAACUUACCGAAAUCAGUCCCAGGUAUAAAACCCAUAGGGGCUUGAGAAUAGACGCCCCGGAAGGAACUGCUCCUCGCCGUGCCUUCUGUGUGCAUUGUCGCCUCCCCGUUGUACGUUGCGCAAGAGUAGUCCGCCAGUAAAACACGAUGGGUACGGGCAAAGGCUACAGUUCGCGCAUCGCGUCGAACUCGUUCGUCGUUGGGUCGUUUGCAUGUAUCGGUGGUGGUCUCUUCGGACUGGACAUAUCGUCCAUGUCUGGAGUGUUGACUAAUCCGGCAUACCUUCGCGUGUUCAAUCAUCCUGCAUCCAAUCCUCAAGGUGCUAUCGUCGCCUCCAUGCCUGCGGGGUCCUUCAUCGGGGCACUCGUGGUAACGAAGCUGGCCGAUCUAGUAGGCCGGAAGCUCACGAUUAUUCUCUCCGGUAUUCUUUGGGUGAUUGGUAGUAUUAUUCAAUGUGCUUCAGUGAACCGCGGUAUGCUUGUUGUUGGCCGUAUCGUUUCUGGUCUCUCCAUCGGUUUCGCUUCCACUACCGUUCCGUUGUACCAGGCCGAGAUUACCGCUCCCGCUGUUCGAGGACGCAUGAUUUCUUUGCAGCAAUGGUCGAUCACCUGGGGUAUUCUGAUCCAGUAUUUCAUCCAAUUUGGAUGCUCGUAUAUCGACGGUGUAGCUUCAUUCCGCAUUCCAUGGGGUCUGCAGAUGAUUCCUGCUAUCGUUCUAGCGAUUGGCAUGUUAUGGUUCCCGGAGAGUCCUCGUUGGUUGAUAGAUCACGACCGUGAAGAUGAAGCGUUACAGAUAUUAGCGGACUUGCACGGAAAUGGUGAUAAGGAUCAUCCUCUCGUCCAGCUGGAAUAUGAGGAAAUCAGGCAACAGGUGUACUUUGAGAGGACAGAAGGUGCAAAGAGUUACUUGGAUCUACUCAGACCAGGUGUUAUGCGUCGUGUCAUGCUGGGUACAAGCUUGCAGAUGUGGAGUCAACUGUCCGGCAUGAACAUCAUGAUGUACUACAUUGUCUACGUCUUCCAAGGUGCAGGUCUAAGCGGCAAACGCGGAGAUCUCAUCGCCAGUUCCGUGCAAUAUGUUCUGAAUGUCUUAUUUACAAUUCCCGCCAUCAUCUACAUCGACAAGUGGGGACGACGUCCAAUGCUCCUCGUGGGAACUGCACUGAUGGGCUUCUUCCUGAUGCUUGUUGGCGGCUUACAGGGACGCUUUGGUGCCUGGGGCGACGUGGACGGCUCGCGUGUUUGGGUUAUCAGUGGACAUGGUUCUGCAACUCGUGGCAUCAUAGUCUGCUCGUAUCUCUUCGUCUGCUCUUUCGCAAUUACUAUGGGUCCUGUGAGCUGGACGUAUCCGGCUGAGAUCUUCCCGAUGCGUGUCCGCGCGAAGGCAGUCAGUUUGAGUACAGCUUCGAAUUGGUUGUUUAACUUUGCCCUCGCGUGGGCUGUUCCACCUGGAUUGAGCAACAUUGCGUAUAAGACUUACUUCAUCUUCGGGACGUUCAACUUCGCCGCAUUCAUCCACAUUCUUUUCAUGUACCCAGAAACAAAGGGCCGCACACUCGAGGAAAUCGAGGACGUUUUCGCCCAGGGACAUCUCUUCACAGCCUGGAAGAUCAAACCCACUGUCGGUCUCAAGACUCUCGAGGAUGUCAAGAGGUCGGCAAAGGCAGAAUAUGCCGACGAGAAGUCAAGCGACGCGGGCAUACCUUGAGUGGGAGCUCAAGUAUGAUGCGAGUGGUGAUGAGCAUGUGGCAUGGUUUGCUGAGGCGUUUUUCCUUGUUUGGGUGGCAUAGUUGAACGAUGGUAAUAUAACUGAAUUAGUAGUCUCUUCUCAGUUUUUAUUCGUUCGUCCCAUUCGAUUGUUUCGUGUAUUCCGUAUCGCGACAUAUGCAAGUUUGUCUGUUUUUCACGAUAUUCAUGAUCGGGGUUUCUCUUCGCAUGAUUAUGUAGAGAUGAUCGGAGCCGGGUGGAAGGGGAAAUAUUGUUGCCUGAGAACGCAUUUCAAGUAUGAAUCACCUUUAUUUUUGUGGUGGUAUUUUUGUUACGCACGGUGAUGACUAAUAAUUAUCGUUUAUU
Fomitiporia mediterranea MF3/22 is the source of this 2637-nucleotide messenger RNA. Its product is annotated as general substrate transporter. The coding region runs from base 713 to 2272 and encodes 519 amino acids. The transcript is spliced from 10 exons. Gene Ontology annotation, cellular component: membrane. Gene Ontology annotation, molecular function: carbohydrate:proton symporter activity. The record is from RefSeq and is a predicted model, not a curated record. NCBI's taxonomy places the organism in Eukaryota, Fungi, Basidiomycota, Agaricomycetes, Hymenochaetales, Hymenochaetaceae. Gene Ontology annotation, biological process: transmembrane transport; carbohydrate transport.